This is a messenger RNA of Nicotiana tabacum (common tobacco), 1738 nucleotides long. The record is from RefSeq and is a predicted model, not a curated record. Lineage: Eukaryota; Viridiplantae; Streptophyta; Magnoliopsida; Solanales; Solanaceae.
CAACCCUAAAUAGAGCUGCAGCCGCAGCAGAUGAAAUGAAAGUGAGGGUUGGAUCCAUGCAGCAGCAAUCUGGAUGUUGUGAGGUUUGCACCGCCCGGCAACCUCUCAUCCGCCACCUUCUUCCCUACAGAGGUCUCCACCGCCGCCUCUGCACCGCCUGCGUACUGGCGGCGCACCCUGGUUCCUUCUGUCCUAUCUGUUUCGAAGUCUUCCUCCACAACAACCCUCCUCCUCCUCGUCUCCGUCUCCAUUGCUUCAAAUGCCCUUCCAUCGCCCACCUCUCAUGUGAUGUUGCUGCUCCUGCUCAUGCUCAUUACUUGUGCCCUCCCUGUUCCAACCCUAAUUUCACCUUUUUCAACCUUCCUCGCACUGAACCCGUCCAGAUCAACCUACAUUUGGCUAAACAGUUGCUCGCCGCUGCUUCCAUUGCUUUUGAGUCUAUCAACAAUGCUGCCGUUAUCUCGAGGAUUAACGCUGAGAUUAGGGUCAAAGAAGCUCUGUUGGCUAAGGCUGAAGUUGGCCAAUUUUUAAUGAAUCAUCAUUUAAUGCCCAAAGAGAAAAGAUGCUUAUCUCAAUCUUCUGAUGAUGAUAGCUCAAGCAGUUUGUUACUGCUAGAUUUCUAUCCUAAAAGGUACAACCAGUUAGCGUAGACGUUGAUAUUCUUUUUAUCAAAGGACAUGCAAUGAGGGCCUUUUAGCUUUGAAGAUGUGAGCCCUGACGAUAUGUACGUCUCUUCUAGCUUUUCUCCUUAGAUCGUUAAUCUUCUUUGGACAGAAUGUCUAUCUUCUGUAGAAAAAAGGAUCAAUUAUUUUGUUGAAACAAUAAUAUUUCUAGGGCCUUUGAUAUUUCAGGUUGAUGAUGUGUCUUGUCCAGUGGUUACAAUAGUUUUUUAUUUUCCUUCUACAAAGUACUCACUGAUCAUGUCUCUUUUGUGCUUGUUUUCGCUACAAUUAAUAUGUAACGAUAAUAUAUAUGCUGGUGUGCAGAAAUUUGAGCUGAAUUUGGAUCUAACAUGGCACGCGAAAGCAUCCUGUACAAACUCAUAAAAAUGUUAUUUUCAGAGGUGGGUCUUUAUGUCAUCAUACAAUCUGUUAUUUUCUUAGUAGUUACCACUUCACAUAACAUGACAAAAGAAAGUAUGAGCUUUUAAUGAAUUCUGCUGUUUUCCCAGCCUUAGAUAUCAUACUUGAGAAAAACUUCUGAGCUUCUUUAUUGGACCGGUAGGAAACCAAUUACUUUUAUUAAACGAUUUGGUCUUCAUAGAGAUGUGACUCUGAAGACGUUAAUCAACGGAUACGCACAACACAAAGUAGUGUGGAUCCUUCUGUUUUGUAUGCCAAGUCAGCUUUCUCCGGCAAGCUUGUCGUUGGGAAGACCACAAUUCAGACUGAGAAGGAAAAUGCAGCAUGUGUGUGGACCAAAGUGUAAUGCUCAUAUCGUGAAAAUGUUUAUGCAUACAUGUUUGAGAGCCUUUGUCGGGGCAGGAUGCCGAUUACUUGGACGUAAUAUAAUACAAUCUAGGAAGCCACAGCAUUUCACCAUACAAGGCAAGUUUCUUCACAACUGAUUUUUGAAGUUAUAUUACUCUUUUGUAAGAGCUUUUACCUAUAAGAGCAAGAGCCAUCAUUUUACUGGUACAGUUUUUGUCUCCAUAAGAUACUUCCUUAAAUAUAUGUAAAAUAAAUACUUAAUUUACUAUGCAAUAAUGAUUCCAAAGUUGCCUGCUAAAUAAAGAAUU